AUGGCGAACGAUCAAGUUCUCUAUGUUGUCAAAUCCAACGCCCAAGACUGGUCCUUUUGCGUUGAGAACCACAUAGGUGGUGUAUUGUUUCGACCUGAAACGGGCGGAACGUGGAGCCAGAAGCACUACAAGCCGGGCUGGGUGGUGGAUCAACUGGGAGCGAAGCUGUUCAUGGUCGACUCCAUCCCCGCUGAUAAGGUUGCGGUACUCAUGUGGAACAUGAGCAUCGCAACCUGUCAACCCCAAACCCCCGAGCCGACAGAGACGAGCGAAGAUCGUGUUGUGUCCUUGCUGGGCCAGCUCGAGAGUGCUGGACUGAUCGGUGACUCGAUCUACGAGCAGUUAGCCUGUGAUCGUGUCUUGUCCGAGGUUAUCUCGAAGGAGAAAUACGGUGAGCAUGUCCCAGCUGCUGAUGCUCUCCCUGUGUUCAUGAGUAAUGGCCCCUUUCUGACGCCUCUGCUCGGUGGGCCUGACCUCGUUGAUCCUGCUCCGAGUAGCUUUAAAGACAAAGACGCUGUUCCCUUGACGCAUGAUUUGCUAGGUACGAGCUUGACGACGAUAGAUCUGCUAGAUGACUCUUUCUACGAGGCCCUAGCCCAUGACUUCAUGCUUCCCGAUGAUUUUGUGACGGGGAUAUGCAACUCGCCCUUCCCUCAAAAUCCGGCUCCCGAUGGAUUUAUGCUUCCUGAUGAGUUGUUGACGGGGAUAAACAACUCGCUUGCCUCUGAUAAUCCGGCUCUCGAUGGGUUGGCAAGCGGUGAUACUGCGCGAUCGCCUCCGCGGAAGAGGCCCAGCCUCACUAUAUGCGAUACCGCUCUUGAGACAUCGACGAACAAUGGUGUCUUUCGGAAGCAAGCCCAACUCAACUGGAUUGCUCACGGGACCCCUGCUCCGAGCAGCUCCACGGGCAGCGACAUCCCGGCGAUGCCUGCCCAUGAGGAUCGUCCUGCUCCCAGUAGCCCGAUCUGGGUUAGCUCUGGGAGCAGUGAGGCUUCCCUGCUGCAACUGGAAGAUCGCCCUGCCCAAAGGAGCAGACAAGGCAGUGGGCCCGGGUCUGGGGGCUACAAGGCUCCUCCCGGUAUCACUGCUCCGAGAAGCAUUGGUGAAAGCCGUGAUAAAACGCGGAUGCGAGUAACUGAUUCGCACCAGCUAUCCCCAGGUAUAUUUGACAUCCUUGAAGGAAUCGACCCGCUUUUGAGUGACCCUGCCACUCGGCCAGCAUCGCUACCAGUGCAACUUGCCCCAAAGCCUCCCACAGGCGGUUUACAUUGGAUGAACGUCACCGUCGACAGUAUAGACUACUGCCCGAAUGGGAAGCUCCAGCAAUGGGUAAAUUAUACAUUCGGCUAG
This is a messenger RNA of Aspergillus homomorphus CBS 101889, 1350 nucleotides long. RefSeq lists its product as uncharacterized. The coding region runs from base 1 to 1350 and encodes 449 amino acids. NCBI's taxonomy places the organism in Eukaryota, Fungi, Ascomycota, Eurotiomycetes, Eurotiales, Aspergillaceae. The transcript has a single exon. The record is from RefSeq and is a predicted model, not a curated record.